This is a messenger RNA of Prunus avium (sweet cherry), 2930 nucleotides long. RefSeq lists its product as uncharacterized. Gene Ontology annotation, cellular component: plasma membrane. NCBI's taxonomy places the organism in Eukaryota, Viridiplantae, Streptophyta, Magnoliopsida, Rosales, Rosaceae. The record is from RefSeq and is a predicted model, not a curated record.
AGACUUGCUCUUCCUCAAACACAUAUAAAUAGAUGCCUUUUGAAUCCACUCCAACACAGACCCCUCUCCCAUUCCUUGCCUGAUCUUUUGCUUCUCUGUCAAAUCAAGAUGCAUCUUACCAGGCUCAACGCACCCGUUACUUAUUUCUUGCUCUCUUUCUUUUUUGUUUUCUUUUCUUCAUCGACUGCUUACAACAUCACCGAAGUUCUAAACAAGUACCCUGAUUUCAGCAUCUUCAAUGACUACCUCACCAGAACCAAAGUUUCUAACCAGAUCAAUGAACACAGAAUUAUGACGGUCCUCGUGGUCAACAAUGCGGCCAUGUCAUCUUUAGUAGGAAAAUCAAUAGACGUGAUCAACAAGGUGAUGCGCAUCCACGUAUUUCUGGACUACUAUACCCUCAGUAAGUUCAAGAGCUUGCCUACUUCACAGCCUGCCCAACUGACCACACUGUUUGAAUCUCCUGACCAACACCGCUACCUGAACGUCACAAAUGGGGGCACCGUCUCAAUUGUUUCCGCUGCUGGUUCGGAGAAAGUAGAGGUAGUUCGAGAUAUUUCUCCUGACGACAUUUAUAAGACAUCAAUUGUGGAAGUGAGCAAUGUAAUUCUACCUUCAACCAUAAGUACUUCUCCAUCAUCACCAUCUCCGACAGUAGCGUCGUCACCUUCUCCAACAGUAGCGUCAUCACCUUCAACACAUUCUACAUCACCUUCUCCAUCACCUUCUCCAUCAGUACCUUCCCCAUCCCCAUCUUCUUCAUCAUCUGCUUUCAAUAUCACCCAAAUUCUAAACAAGUACCCAGAAUUCAGCAUAUUCAAUGACUACCUGACACGAACUCAAGUUUCUAACCAGAUCAAUGAACGCAGAACCCUCACGAUCCUCGUGGCCAACAAUGAAGCCAUGUCCUCAUUAGUAGGACAACCAAUGGACGUCAUUAGAAAGGUGUUGAGCCUCCAGGUAGUCCUGGACUACUAUAACGUCCAAAAGUUCCACAACUUGCCUGUUUCGAAGCCCACUCGAAUAAUCACACUGCUCGAAGCUGCUGACAAACCAAGUGGCCAACAAGGCUUUGUGAACAUCACAAACGGGGACACUAUCUCGAUUGUUUCAGGUGCUGGUUCUGACCAAGCACUAGUAGUUCGAGAUGUUGCUGCUGAUGAGCUUUCUACUAUAUCAGUGGUGCAAAUUAACAAGGUAAUAGUGCCUUCAGGCUUAACUUCACCACCCUCUUUAUCACCUUCUCCAUCAAUACCUUCAUCACCUUCUUCCUCAAUUUUCAACAUCACCAAAAUUCUAAACAAUUAUCCAGAAUUCAGCCAAUUCAAUGCCUACCUGACCGACACCCAAGUUUGUGACCAGAUCAAUGCACGUACAACUGUCACGGUUCUUGUUGUCAACAAUGCCGCCAUGUCUUCCUUAGUAGGAAAAUCAACUGAGAUUAAGAAAAGGGUACUAAGCCUCCACGUUAUUACGGAUUACUAUACCUCUCAAAGUUUCCACAACUUUCCUACUUCGAAGACCACCCAAUUGACCACACUGCUCCAAGUUUCUUUUCAAUCAAAUGGGUUUCAAGGUUUGUUGAAUGCCACAAGUGGGGAUGCGGUCUCGAUUGUUUCCGCUGCUGGUUCUGACAAAGUAGAAGUAGUUAAAGAUAUAUUUACUGAGAAUUUGAAAAUAUCAGUAGUGCAAAUUAACAAUCUAAUUGUUCCUUCUGACUCAACUUCACCUUCUCCAUCACCUUCUCCAUCAGAGUCCUCUCCUUCAGUACCUUCUUCAUCAGCUCCUUCUUCAUCAGCUGCUUUUGACAUCACCAAAAUUCUAAGCAGCAACUCAGAUUUCAACCUCUUCAACAACUACCUGACCCAAACCCAAGUUGCUAACCAGAUCAAUGAACACAAAACCAUGACACUCUUCGUGGUCAACAAUGGCGACAUGACCUCAUUAGUAGACAAACCAAUGGAGAUUAAGAAAAAGGUCUUAAGCCUCCACGUUAUCAUGGACUAUUAUACUGUCCAAAAGUUCCAUAACUUGCCUGUUUCGCAGCCCACUCGAAUAAACACACUGCUCCAAGUUACUGAUGAACCAAGUGGCCAACAAGGCUUCGUGAACGUUACAAAUGGUGACACAAUCUCAAUUGUUUCAGCUGCGGGUUCUGACCAAGCAGUGGUUGUUCGAGAUGUUGCUGAUAAAACUAAUACCAUAUCAGUGGUGCAAAUUAGCAAUCUAAUACUGCCUUCAGGCUUAAUUGCACCGACUUCAUCACCUUCUCCAUCAAAUUCUUCAAACCCAGGUAAGUCGCGAGCUGCCGCACCAGUCCAGGUUCCAUCUAGAAGCAUUGCAUCCGCACCAAACCUGGGCGGCGCACCAUUGCCAAAUGCACCAAACAUGGGCAACGCACCAUUGCCAAACGCACCAAACAUGGGCAACGCACCAUUGACAAACGCACCAAACCUGGCCAGUGCACCAUUGCCAAACGCACCAAACAUGGGCAGCGCACCAUUGUCAAACACACCAACCAUGGGAGUCGCACCAAUAUCCGACCCACCAAUGAGUGUGGCUCUUUCACCUGAGUCACCAUUGUCGAAUGCAUUUGCUGCAGGCCCACAGUCAUCUGGGACUCCUGCAAGGUUUUCUAUGAAUUGUGCUUCUGUGCUAACCAUAAUUUUGGUGUCCACUUUGCCUCUAAUUUCCGUGAUACUGAUUUGAGUUAGAAGAAGCAUCAGGUUCAUGACCACAGAAUAAGGAAGAAGUGUCACAUGGUAAAGUAGGUGAUUUGAUUUUUUGUUUUUGGUGUAUGCAGCUUUCAGUUGUAUUGUAUUAAUUAGUUUCUAGGGAUGCAGUUAGUGUUUUUUAGUUGAUGUACUCACUUUGGCUCUGUUUUGCAAGAACCAGACAACUUUAGCAAUAAAAUUUCAUCAUUGCUUUUC